Messenger RNA from Ahaetulla prasina, 2007 nucleotides. RefSeq names its product tropomyosin 4 (gene TPM4). Gene Ontology annotation, biological process: muscle contraction; actin filament organization. The record is from RefSeq and is a predicted model, not a curated record. Bases 145 to 894 code for a protein of 249 amino acids. Gene Ontology annotation, cellular component: actin filament. Lineage: Eukaryota; Metazoa; Chordata; Lepidosauria; Squamata; Colubridae. The transcript has 8 exons. Gene Ontology annotation, molecular function: actin filament binding.
CCUCCCGCCAGCACCGGAGCCGCAUCCUCGCCGCCGCCGCCGCCGCUGCUGCCAACCGCGGCCCACGUGCGUCGUAGCUCCUCUCUCAGCAGCCCUUCUUUGGGACCGGCAUCCGACUUUCGAACCAGCAGCCCCGCCGCUAGGAUGGCAGCCACGACAGGAUCGCUGGAGGCGGUGAAGCGCAAGAUCCAGGCGCUGCAGCAAGAAGCCGACGAGGCCGAAGACCGCGCCCAGGUCUUGCAACGCCAGCGCGAUCAGGAGCGGGAGCUGCGCGAGAAAGCUGAAGGAGAGGUGGCUGCUCUCAAUCGCCGGAUCCAGCUGGUGGAAGAAGAGCUGGAUCGCGCCCAAGAGCGCCUGGCCACAGCUCUGCAGAAACUAGAGGAGGCGGAGAAAGCAGCUGACGAGAGCGAGAGAGGCAUGAAGGUCAUUGAAAACAGAGCUAUGAAGGAUGAGGAGAAAAUGGAGAUUCAAGAGAUGCAGCUGAAGGAAGCCAAGCACAUUGCUGAAGAAGCUGACCGCAAAUAUGAGGAGGUUGCCCGUAAGCUUGUCAUUCUGGAGGGAGAACUGGAAAGAGCUGAAGAACGAGCUGAGGUGUCUGAACUGAAAUGCAGUGACCUGGAGGAAGAACUCAAAAAUGUCACCAACAACCUGAAGUCCCUUGAAGCUCAAUCAGAGAAGUAUUCUGAAAAAGAGGACAAGUAUGAAGAGGAAAUCAAACUUCUGACUGACAAGCUGAAGGAGGCUGAAACACGAGCUGAGUUUGCAGAGAGAACAGUUGCUAAACUGGAAAAGACCAUUGAUGAUUUGGAAGAAAAAGUUGCCCUAGCGAAAGAAGAGAAUUUGACUCUGCACCGAACGCUGGAUCAAACCCUGUGUGAACUGGGCAGCAUAUAAAAUCGUGUGGGGAAAGCACCCAGACGUUGAAGGUCAACAAACCCUGACGGUCAUGUUUGGAUUGGCAGCUUCUUUUUUCCUAAACCCACUUUUGUCUUUUCUUUUCUUUCACAUUCUGCAAAGAGCAAAUAUGGGACCAGAUCUUUUCUCCUCCUCCCCCUCCCCCCACUUUUGAAAUAUUAAGGCUUUAGGCACAAACUGAAUUUAGGCUUCUAUUCUUACCCUGUCCUAUAUGACAAGCACAUUGUGAAACUGGAAAAGUUGUCUUUUUAAUCUUUUUUUUUUUUGUAUGUGGAUCCUUCCAAGGUGCUAGGCCCCAUCCAGUACUGGAAACACACAAUCCAUACGUAUUCUGCAAAAAACUGCUUUUGUUGUUGUUGCUGUUUUGCCAGUAAGGUGCUUUUCAUGGCAGUUUGCAGCAGAACACACAUUUGCCCUUGUGUGUGGAUCUGGGUGAAUCCUCUGUGGUAGGAUUCUCACGUCCUUGCUUUGAUUUAAGCAGUGCCAGGGCAAGUUUUCUGCCUUAGAUUCCUGAAUGUUACUGUGAACAAGGGAAAUUUCCUUGCAAAAAUGUAACAAAAGAUAACAAAUUAGCCUGCACAUUCCUUAGGCAGUUUCAAGGCUGGAAAUACUUUUCUAUCAGUACAACUGGAAUAGAGGGAGCUCGGUCCCCACCCUACCUCCAAAUCCUUGCAAAUUCCCUCCAAAACUCCUCCAGAUAGGGAACAGGGGCACAGUAAGGGUAAGGGCAGGGCAAAUGGGUUUUAAUUCGCAUAGCACUGGAUUCCACGGUGGGUGCCUUCAUUAUAAAGGCUGCAACUGUUUUUCUAGUUUAUACCACUGCUCCAAAUAAUGUCCUUUUUUUGGUUCAUCUCCUUGAAGAUUUCAGAUGCAGGGGGAAAAAACCCCCACGUUUUCCUGUUGGUCUACUUCUUUGUGCUCUGAUAGGAAAAGAGUUGCUUGUGUGUUUUUUACUUCUGUAUUUAUUCAAUUUUACAAGGUGGGGAAAAAUUGCCCAAAAAACACCCAAUCUGUAUUAAAACUUUCUAAAGCUCCUGUAAGAGAAUCCUGUAACACGAUUUUUUGAUCUAAUAAUAAUUGUUUUUAAAAGUA